ACGCAGAGAUGCAGGCCAACUCUCGCCCACCUUACGUGCAUUUCUGGAUGGACGGGAUAUAUCACCUUUGCGCGCUAUAUUUGGAGAAAGGAAUGGAAGCUUGAGUCCAUUCCGCCAAUUCAGCCCCCUCCGUGGCACAGCAUCUGACGAGGGAAGCAUGAGAUUUUCGCCUAUGCGAUUAGCUAGUGACGAUGGAGGCAAACCUCAAAGUCCGAUUGGAGGAUUACCUGGAGAUAUCAGUGAAAGUCAGCUAGAAGAGGCGUUGCGAAGGCAUACUCAAUCCACCAGGUAUUGGUCCAGUGUGAGGAAACGAUCCCGGCCGAGGCCUGGCUUUUGCUAGAAAGUGGAAUGACUAUCGAAGGGGAAGAGGAUGCCUCUACAAAUUUUUCAAGUGUUGGAAGUGCCGGAUUGGAAUCGAUGACCGGUGUACCAAGCAUUGCUAGUACUCAGAACAUCAGCAGUAUGAAUACGUGGAACCAACCAGCAGGGCAGACUCAACAGGGUGUCAGCUCUGGACAGCCAAAUCAACAGGCUGUGUCUCAGGCUGGCUUAAGUCAAAUUCAAGCAGCACAGGCCGACCUCUUCAACCAGAGUGCAAACCCGAGUAACGCUUUCUCCCAUGUUCAUGUUAACAACAUGGAUGCCAAAGGGCUCAUGGGUGUCAAUCAGAUUUUGGACGACAAAUUUGUGACCAACCACAGGAGAGAUCGGAUGCCGAAUCGAGACUGCGCAUCGAUGCACCUCUACAAGUCCCAUAAGGCGAGCUAUCCGGACGCAGAAAGUCGCAAGUGCACCGCAGCCCCCGAGUGUAGAUAUGAUGACGUGUUGUGUUCAGCUAAUGGCAAGUCCUGGUCAGCCCUCUGCGAGAGUGACACAGCUUUCGUUUUCGUGUCAGCCCCGCAGUGGUUUAGAUGGGUUGUUGCAUCCAACCGACACAUGGCUCUCGAAGCCUUUGCUGCCAGCGUAAAGGCAGGCCAGAGAGAAGAAGCCAUGAGAGCGGCAAAACGAAGCAAAGGACUUUUGGAUGGACACACCGACGAACUUGCUGACACUCUGGCCAAAAUUGGUGCGACCCUUUGUGAACUUUCCGUCUCGACUUACGUUGUGAAAUUAGGAGUGGAUGACGAAGAAGAAGAUAAAAAGAUUGGACAGACCAGCCAUAGCGUGAAUGUUAAAGGAGCGAAAAGCUGGAGUGAAUUUCAAGAAGCCGUCACUCAACUGGUAUCAGCAGUACGUGAGCUUGUUCCUGACGUCGAAAUCAAACAGAAUCAGGCCCGAGUUGCCUUGACAAAAUCCAGUUUUCAUAUUGGACACUGUAUAGACAUUGGGAACCUAAACAUCGCCGAUGACUUCGCAGAGGUCUGCACGAGGAAGAAGAAAGGAGCAGAGGCUGCAGUUGGCAAGGCUGCCAAGACAAAUGGUGGACUCGUUUUGAAGCUUCACAAAUGGAACGCAAAAGUUAUGCUACAUGGCAAUGGUCGUGGAGACAUGUGGUGGCCAACUUCAGAUCUAGAGAACAUGACUGAAGCUUAUAAUGCUCUGUGUGCACACUUGAAUAUCUCGGGUCACCCAAGCUCGCCGUCAAGUAUGGACUUGCAUCAUCUCGCAUGGGCUGAGCACCCGUUGGAGUCCGAUCUCAUGCCGCCGCCACAACCCCUUGUCCGCAAGGGAGGGAGUUUCAAGAAGAAGAUGAGCGAGGAAGGUCAGCCAUUGUUUUCGCAAGGAGCGUCCAACCCCGUAAUGCAAAACCAAGCAUUUCCCGGAUUCAAAGCCACCUAACAGUCUAAGAGUACAGAUUUGAGUUUACUAGACAGGCAUUAUUAGUUUCGAGUUGUGGACGCUUUGUUUCGAAACCAGUGGAUUAAGUUGAAGAAUGACACUUUGAUCGUG
This is a messenger RNA of Guillardia theta CCMP2712, 1890 nucleotides long. RefSeq lists its product as hypothetical. The transcript is spliced from 26 exons. The coding region runs from base 349 to 1779 and encodes 476 amino acids. The record is from RefSeq and is a predicted model, not a curated record. Lineage: Eukaryota; Cryptophyceae; Pyrenomonadales; Geminigeraceae.